This is a messenger RNA of Amphibalanus amphitrite, 2070 nucleotides long. RefSeq lists its product as uncharacterized. The coding region runs from base 288 to 1568 and encodes 426 amino acids. NCBI's taxonomy places the organism in Eukaryota, Metazoa, Arthropoda, Thecostraca, Balanomorpha, Balanidae. The transcript has 2 exons. Gene Ontology annotation, cellular component: membrane. The record is from RefSeq and is a predicted model, not a curated record. Gene Ontology annotation, biological process: membrane organization. Gene Ontology annotation, molecular function: ATPase activator activity.
GUCCUUGGUCAUUAUUUUUGUUUACCUUGCGCACGUCAAAUUGCUCUCAAGGCCCUAUAUUGAUAUACUAUUGCCUUUUCCUUUUGCUAUUGAUUCAAAAUCUGCAAAAGCGUUCUGCUCCAGGCUCCAGUCCUCACAUUCUGUUCCUACGUAUAUGUGUUGCUAAUAUUUUUUUAUCGAAUAUUAAAUAUUUAAUACGCUUAUGAGUUACGAGCAGUUACGAGCAACAUCAGCUACAAGUUAAAGCUGAACCUUUGCGAAUCUGCAAAGAUAUCAAUAUCAGGAGGAUGACAUCCAGGAUGUAUGAAUUAAGGUCCAGAGGUUCCAUUCACAAAACUUCCCCGAAAAUGCAAUUACAUGAUUCGGGUACUACCGAACACCCAGCUCGACCUGCUUCAGAGGUGGAUACACCAGCGAUCAGCUCCCAGGCAUUGGCUCAGGAACAGUUGGGACGUGCUGCCCGUCCUGCAUCAGCAGUGGCUGGCCAGCGUACAGUGCCACAAGAUGAUUACAUUUCAGAGGAUGAAGAGCCACCGCCACCAGUAAUGCAAUCUGAGCCCUCUUUCCGUGAUGGAAGUCCCAGGUCGUUCACAAGUGCUCGCGGCCGGCGCACUCCGCCGCCAUCACCUCGGCGCACCCCGCCUCCGUCGCCGCGGCGCGCCCCGCCUCCGUCGCCGAGGCGCACCCCGCCUCCGUCGCCGCGGCGCGCCCCGCCUCCGUCGCCGCGGCGCGCCCAUAAGCCGACCACUCAGUCGGUCGACUCAGCGAACUGUUCGCCGUUAUCACCUCCCGUGCCUUGGUUGGAACAAAACUGUCUGUAUGUGUUGGCGGGUGUAGUGGUCGUGCUGGCAUUGUUCUGUGCUGGGUGCUGGUGGAGCGGCUCCGACCUGCCGCCGAAGGUGGGGUUUGCCGGUCAGCCUCCUUCCAACGCUGGUCUCGAACGGUGGCGCCAGGCGGUGGACACACUGUCCAGUCGUUUCCCGUACCAGCGGCGCCGGCUGUGGACGGUUCUGCGCGCCACCGUCAGCCGAAUGCUGCUGGAGUCUCGCCAACCGGCCGUGGUUCUGCUGCUCGCCUCGGAGGCCGAGAGGGACGACGUCCAGUGCCUGAUGCGCGCCGCGGCCGCGGCAGUGCUCAACGCCACGCAGUCGAGCGCGCGGCCCAUUCGCGUGGACGGUACCGCACUCGGCGCUCUAGACGAGGAGGAGGCUAAAGGUCGGCUCAACAGUGAGCUGGAUCGGCUGCGUGGAGGCCACGGUGUGGCAGUGUUUCUUGUGGAAGAAUUACAACAACUCCAGCCCUUGACCGCCAUGCUGCUGCACGGCUUUUGCGAUAACGAUAAUGCGCCUCGCAAGGAGGCUCUCUUCCUGCUGUCGGUGGUGACGAGCCGCACGCCGCCCAGCGACAGGGACGUGGAGCGUGCCGUGGAGCACGCGCUCCGGCGCGCCUGGGGUCACGUGCUGAGCGAGGAGAUAUUCGAUGCUCUGUUGGCCAGGAUCGCCGGCAACGUGGCCGCCAUCCACGACGAGGGUGGCAGCCUCAUCUGUCAUACACCUGGCGCCCUGUAAGACCGCCGGUGCACUGCUCGCUUGGUGGAGCACUGGAUCAGCACACACUAGUGAUUGUGAUUUGUGGCACUGCCUACUGUUGGAAACUGGCGUUGACGUGUGCCUUUUUGGUAGGCCGGUGUGUUUGCGUGCUGGUACCAUGCUGACUCGCUGUGUUAUCAUGACACAAGCACUGCAAUCGAUUCAUUCAUUAUGGUUGUGAAGGUAAUUAGGUUUGCCUUGGUGGCUUUCAGUGCAUAUGUGAUACUUAUUGCUUGAUUAGGACACCUUUUUGCCCUGCACAUUGACAAUGAUCGUCCUAGACGCUAGAGGUGCACGUCAUUCAUGUGUACAUUAUUGGAAUUUAAAUUAAAAAAGUGCGUGCACCGCUUGCAAUUCUUCAUGACAUUACCUUCACUGACAUUGCUUAUGGUUAUGACAUCGGUAAUGCCUUAUAUAUCUAGUGAUACUCGUGGUGAGCACAUUUUCAAAAGGCGAUUAAUAAAUUUACUUUUUGAAAUAA